AUUUCGAAGUGAAGCUUGAAGGCAACAAGUUUAAAGUUAACGAAUCAAAUUGUGCUUAAGACAUCUACAAGAGAAAAGAAUCAAAAUGAAAUUCUUCGCAGUGAUUUUGGCCGUUUUUGCAGUGAUCGGCUGCGCGCUGGCGCUUAAGGAUCCCAUCUGUGGUCAGGAGCACUCGGCCGAUGGCAACGGAUUGAUCAAGUGUGCCGCUUAUGUGCCCUCGUGGACCUUCGAUGCGGCCAAUAACAACUGUUUGAGCUACAUUUAUGGCGGCUGCGGCGGCAAUGACAAUCGUUUCCCCACGCAGGAAGCUUGCGAGCAGAAAUGCAAGGAAUAAAUGGGACAAGGAAAAGUGUGUGUCUUGUUUUAGGACACAAUUGUAGGGUCUGAUUAUAAUGUGAUAUAAUUAAAAUUUGGAAAAUAAAAGUAGCAAACAAAAUUGAAGAAAAAUAUA
Messenger RNA from Bactrocera tryoni, 451 nucleotides. Its product is annotated as male accessory gland serine protease inhibitor-like. The transcript has 2 exons. The record is from RefSeq and is a predicted model, not a curated record. Bases 86 to 334 code for a protein of 82 amino acids. Gene Ontology annotation, molecular function: serine-type endopeptidase inhibitor activity. NCBI's taxonomy places the organism in Eukaryota, Metazoa, Arthropoda, Insecta, Diptera, Tephritidae.